Messenger RNA from Eptesicus fuscus (big brown bat), 6685 nucleotides. It is a transcript of the gene TOGARAM1, whose product is annotated as TOG array regulator of axonemal microtubules 1. Gene Ontology annotation, molecular function: microtubule binding. Lineage: Eukaryota; Metazoa; Chordata; Mammalia; Chiroptera; Vespertilionidae. The record is from RefSeq and is a predicted model, not a curated record. Gene Ontology annotation, biological process: microtubule cytoskeleton organization. The transcript is spliced from 23 exons. Gene Ontology annotation, cellular component: cilium; cytoplasmic microtubule. The coding region runs from base 123 to 5807 and encodes 1894 amino acids.
CUGACUGAAGCUGUGUUUUCUCCUCUGCAGCUUGGGGCUUGGAGAGGAACAAGAAGGCUGGGCUCCAUCGAACCCUUCGGAGACGAUGGUUUCCUCCAGCCUCUGCCACCUAACGACCCACCAUGGCGGCUGCGCCCUCCGCGCUGCUCCUGCUGCUUCCUCUUCCAGCCAAAUGUUCCUAUCGCCCCGAGAGCCACAGCCGUCCUUCCGCCCCAGAGACUGAUGAAAGUCGAGGUGCGGGCACCAUGAGAGGCGAGAAAAACUGCUGCCGUGGAGCUGCGGGAGAUCACGGUUCCUGCCCCUCCGCACCUUCGCCUCUGGCCUCGACCUUCCUGAUGCCCGCGGCGGCUAUCUCCAGUAGUUGGUCGGGGUCCGGAGGCGGUUUGUCAGGAGGAGAUGAAGAGGAGACUCGGCUCCUUCAGCUCCUGCGGACCGCGCCAGACCCUUCGGAGGCCUUUCAGGCUUUGCAGGCUGUUCUGCCGCGGCGUGGCGGUCGACUGGGCUUCCCCAGACGGAAGGAAGCAUUGUACCGAGCCCUGGGCCGGGUGCUGGUGGAAGGAGGUAGAGACGAGAAGCGACUCUGCUUACAACUCCUCUUGGACGUUCUUCGAGGUCAGGGGGAGGCAGGCCAGCUGGAAGAGGCCUUUAGCUUAGCACUUCUGCCUCAGCUAGUUGUCUCUCUACGAGAAGAGAAUCCAGCCCUGCGGAAAGAUGCGCUGCAGAUCCUACACAUUUGUCUGAAACGUAGUUCUGGACAGGUGCUGAGAACGCUUAUACAGCAAGGACUGGAAAGUACCGAUGCUCGGCUCAGAGCUUCAACAGCGCUGCUGUUCCCUAUCUUGCUUACUCCUGAGGAUUUGUUGCUCGGCCUAGAUCUUACCGAAGUGAUAAUAUCCUUAGCCCGAAAGCUUGGCGAUCAGGAGAUCGAAGAAGAAUCUGAGACAGCUUUCUCUGCACUUCAGCAAAUUGGGGAGCGACUUGGCCAAGAGAAGUUUCAAUCCUAUAUCUCUCGCCUGCCAUCUGCCCUGAGGAGACACUACAAUCGCCGCCUGGAGUCCCAGUUUGGCAGUCAGAUUCCUUAUUAUUUGGAACUUGAAGCUUCUGGAUUUCCCGAAGACCCCCUUCCCUGUGCAGUGACCGUUUCCAACAGCAAUCUUAAAUUUGGGAUUAUUCCUCAGGAGCUGCAUUCAAGAUUGUUAGAUCAGGAAGACUAUAAGAACCGGACUCAGGCUGUUGAGGAACUAAAACAGGUGAUGGGACGAUUUAAUCCUAGUUCUAACUCUCAUUCAAGUCUUGUCAGUUUUAUUAGCUUGCUGUAUAAUUUGUUAGACGAUUCCAACUUCAGAGUGGUCCAUGGCACACUUCAGGUUCUGCAUUUACUGGUUAUUCGCCUUGGAGAGCAGGUACAACACUUCUUGGGACCAGUUAUAGCAGCUUCUGUCAAAGUGCUGGCAGACAACAAGUUGGUGAUCAAACAAGAAUACAUGAAAAUCUUCCUCAAGCUCAUGAAGGAAGUAGGUCCUCAACAGGUGCUUUGUUUACUCCUGGAACAUCUCAAACAUAAGCAUUCCAGAGUUCGAGAGGAGGUAGUGAACAUUUGCAUUUGCUCCCUCUUGACUUAUCCCAGUGAGGAUUUUGACUUACCCAAAUUGUCAUUUGAUCUUGCCCCAGCUCUUGUAGAUAGCAAACGCAGAGUUCGACAAGCAGCUCUGGAAGCCUUUGCUGUGUUGGCAUCGUCAAUGGGCUCAGGUAAAACCAGCAUCCUUUUCAAAGCUGUGGAUACUGUUGAACUACAAGAUAAUGGAGAUGGGGUGAUGAAUGCUGUGCAGGCCAGAUUGGCUAGAAAAACCCUCCCCAGGUUAACGGAACAGGGAUUUGUGGAGUACGCCAUACUCAUGCCAUCAUCUGCCCAGGGUAGGUCAAGCCAUUUGGCACAUGGAGCAGAUACAGAUUGGCUUUUGACUGGUAACAGAACUCAGAGUGCAUACUGCCACUGUGGUGACCACACACGGGAUAGCAUGCAAAUUUAUGGAUCUUACAGUCCAACUAUCUGUACCCGGAGGGUAUUAAGUGCAGGAAAAGGAAAAAAUAAAUUACCAUGGGAAAAUGAGCAGCCUGGAGUCAUGGGAGAAAACCAGACCUCCAAUCUGAAGGAUACAGAACAGUUUUCAGCAUAUGAUUUCAUCCCUUCGUCAAAAUUAAAGCCCUCCCAAGGAAUGUCAGUCAAUGAUGAUUUAUGUUUUAGCAGAAAAAGAGUAUCAAGAAACUUAUUUCAGAAUAGUCUGGAUUUUAACUCAGAUUCACUUCCUGUAUGUGCUGCUGGCACUACUGGAACUCAUCAGACAAAUCCUUCUGGGAAAUGUGGACAACUUGGAUUUUCACAGAUAUGUGGUAAAACUGGAAGUGUGGAUUCUGACUUACAGUACUUGGGGACAACUAACAGUUAUCAAGAUAAAGUGUAUGCUAGCCUAAAUUUUGGCGGUAAGAUACAACAAACAUUUGGUAACCAAACAGAACGUAUUUCAUCAUACUCUGGUCCAGAUCCAAGCCCAGGAGCCUUCAUCCUUCCAUCCUAUCCUCUCUCAUCUCGAACUAGCCCAAAACACACAUCUCUUACUGUGUCUCCAAAGAAGUCUCAAGAUAAUUCUGUUAAUUUCUCAAAUUCCUGGCCUCUUAAAAGCUUUGAAGGACUACCAAAGCCAAGUCCUCAAAAAAAGCUUGUCAGCCAAAAAUCAUCUGGCUCAACAGGAAGAAAUGACGGAGAAAAUUCUCAAGAAAAACCUCCAGUUCAACUCAUACCUGCCUUGGUGAGAUCAUCAUCUUCCCGACGAGGCCUGAAUGGGACCAAGCCUGUCCCUCCCAUACCAAGGGGAAUCAGCCUUUUGCCUGAUAAAACCGAUUUAAGCACAGUGGGACCCAAAAAGAAAGAGCCUAAUGAUAUUUGGAAGAGUGAAAAUGAUAGUGUUAAAAUUGAUCUUUCAGAAUUAAAUAUCAAGGACAAAGAUUUGGACCAAGAAGAGAUGCAAAGCUCUCUUAGGUCCCUUCGUAACAGUGCAGCUAAGAAAAGAGCAAAACUGAAUGGCAGUACUUCAGAUCUUGAAAGCCCUGAUUCUGCAAUUAAGCUCGACUUGACUAUGGACUCCCCAUCUCGAUCUUCCUCUCCAAACAUCAGCUCUUAUAGUGAAAGUGGAGUUUACAGCCAAGAAUCAUUGACUUCUUCUCUGUCUACAACUCCCCAGGGGAAUAGAAUGAUGUCAGACAUAUUACCAACAUUUGGAUCAAAACUUUGUCUAACAAAUCUUUCUUCUGCAAAGAAUAAAAUCUCUCAAAUAGCUGAACAAAGCCCCAGUACAGGGAUUACAACAUCCAACGUAAGCAUAAUUGGUCAACGUAUGAACUAUGGGUUUGAAUGUGGUGAUUUUGAAGAUGUUAGGUCACAUGACAUUUCCUCUAGUGUUUUAAAAAUACAAAAUAAGGAACACCCAAGACAUAAGCAUACAAAAGAGGAUGAAAGAGAGAGAGAAAGAAACAGAAACAUCAAUGGGUUGCCUCCCAUAUGUGCCCCAACCAGUGAUCAAACCCGAAACCCAGGAUUUACAGGGUCAUCAUCAAAUUUACAACAUAUUACCAGUUUUGACUUCAUAUCCACAAAUACCUUAUCAGAAGAUUCAGUAGUAGUUGUUGGAAAAGGUGUAUUUGGAAGUCCAAAUUCAGUACCAGCAACCUGCAGCCAGUCAGUGAUAUCUUCUGUGGAAAAUGGGUAUAAAUUUUCAGUUAAACAAAGCUUUGAACCACCAUCAGGGAUUUAUGGAAGAUCAGUCCAACAAAGUAUUCCAUCAUAUCUUGAUGUUGAGAAUGAAAAAGAUAUCAAACUUUCUGUUUCAAAAUCUACUUUUGGCAAGAUGAAACAAAAGAGGAAAGAGGAAAAGGAACUUUUUGACAUUAAAGAUUGUGGAAAGAAGGAACAUAAUUCCUGGGAGGAAAUGAAACAUACAGAAACUGAAAAAAUGACAUCAGAAAACUUAAAUAUUUUUGGAGAUGAGGUGGUGAUAUCAAAAAAUGAGAGUUCCUCUUUAGAAAACAUUACCUUUAACCCUCCAUUGAAAGGAGGGGCCAGUUUAAAAAGGUCACCAUCUCUAGUGUUUUCAGAUUCAGGUGAAGCAUCUCCUGGAGCCAUUCCACAGUAUAGAGAAAGGAUGUCUUCUGUCACUCAUAGUCCAGAAAUAAUGGAUUCAUCAGAACUACGGCCAUUUUCUAAACCAGAUAUAGCUCUGAUAGAAGCCCUGAAGCUUUUAGCUGAUGAGGAUUGGGAGAAGAAAAUUGAGGGACUGAAUUUUAUUAGAUGCUUAGCUGCUUUUCAUUCUGAAAUAUUGAACACAAAGUUGCAUGAAACAAAUUUUGCAGUAGUUCAAGAGGUGAAAAAUUUACGCUCUGGAGUUUCUCGUGCUGCUGUGGUCUGUUUAAGUGAUCUUUUCACUUACCUGAAAAAGAGCAUGGAUCAAGAACUAGAUACUACAGUAAAAGUUUUGUUGCAGAAGGCAGGAGAAUCAAAUACAUUUAUAAGAGAAGAUGUUGACAAAGCCUUGAGAGCUAUGGUCAGUAAUGUAACUCCUGCACGUGCAGUUGUUUCUCUUAUCAAUGGAGGACAAAGCCAUUUACACAUUGCAGUAAGAAGAUGUACAGCCCAGCACCUUUCAGAUGUAGUUGAACUUAUGGAAGUGGAGCGUAUUUUAUCUGGAACAAAAGAUAUGGCUGAACGUAUAUUACCAGCCGCUGCUAAGUUUGCUCAGGACAGCUCACAAGAAACCAGGUAUUAUGGUCGAAAGAUGCUUUUCCUCAUGAUGUGUCAUCCUAAUUUUGACAAAAUGCUUGAAAAGUAUGUCCCAUCUAAAGAUUUGCCAUAUAUUAAGGAAUCUGUUAAAAGCUUACGACACAAGGGCUUGGGAGAUUUACCAUUAGAUACUUCUUCAGCAAAAGGAAGACGAUCUCAUACUGGCAGUGUUGGAAAUGCAAGGUCAUCAUCUGUUUCCAGAGAUGUUUUAAAUUCAGCUGAAAGAGAGGUAACUGAAAUUCGUGAAGUCUCCAGAAAGUCAGUUCCCCGUAAUUCCUUAGAAAGUGCUGAGUAUAUCAAAGUCAUAACAGGUUUAUUAAACGCAAAAGACUUUCGUGAUCGUAUUAAUGGGAUUAAGCAACUUUUAUCAGAUACUGAAAACAAUCAAGAGCUUGUUGUUGGAAACAUUGUGAAGAUUUUUGAUGCUUUUAAAUCUCGACUUCAUGAUUCUAAUAGUAAAGUAAAUCUGGUGGCUCUUGAAACAAUGCACAAAAUGAUUCCUUUGCUUAGAGACAACUUAUCUCCUAUCAUCAACAUGCUAAUUCCAGCAAUAGUAGAUAACAAUCUGAAUUCCAAGAAUCCAGGCAUUUAUACUGCUGCCACAAAUGUUGUUCAGGCACUGAGUCAGCAUGUAGACAAUUACUUACUUCUACAGCCAUUUUGCACAAAAGCUCAGUUUUUAAAUGGAAAAGCAAAACAGGAUAUGACUGAAAAGCUUGCUGAUAUUGUUAUGGAACUCUAUCAAAGGAAGCCCUUUGCCACAGAACAGAAAGUGUUGGUUGUUUUAUGGCACCUCUUAGGUAACAUGACAAAUAGUGGCUCUCUGCCUGGAGCUGGAGGAAAUAUACGAGUAGCCACAGCUAAAUUAUCAAAAGCACUUUUUGCACAGAUGGGCCAGAAUCUGUUAAAUCAGGCUGCAUCUCAACCACCACAUAUUAAAAAGAGUUUAGAGGAAUUGCUCAAUAUGACAAUUUGAAACGAAUUAUAAAUCUUUCAUGAAAUAUGGUAUGAUGAACAAAAGUGUUUACAUGAUGACAAGUGGAGCUUUUUUAAAGUUACAUUUUCAGUGCCUGCACUUCUAAUCCAGUAAAUUAAGUCAAUGGCUAUUUUUAUUUGCAGCCUAUGAGUACACAUCUGACCUAUAUCAACCGUAUCACUUGUCCCAUCACACAAAAACCUAAAAUAAUAUAACUUAAUAUUCAUGAAAUAUGAGGAACAUGAAGUGAAUCCAAUUUUAAUAUUUUUGAGAAAAGUCCUGCUCAUUUGCACUAUUCUAUAGAAAUCGCAAUUUGUUGCCCUAUAUGUACAAUUAGAUUUGUAAUUAAAAAUAUACUUUUAUUAUGUAAUCAUGUUCUGCUAUGUCUCGUUACUCAAGCUUAUUUUAUGAAGUGGAAGAAAAGUCAUUGAACUAUGUUAUCACAAAGUUUUGUGUACUAUUUGUGAAAAAUGUGUAUUCUCAAAUCAGUCUGCUAAUAUGAUUGUUCAGUAUUAGCUUGUUUUUGCUGUUUUGUGUUAAUGUGAUAUAUUUGCUUACCACUUGGGUUUAAUCAUCUACAUAAUUGUGAAAUUUAACAAAUUAUAAUAAAGCAUGAUGACCAAAGUUUUAGAAAACAUUUAAACAUUUUAAAUGCACAUUUAAGAAAACGUGUUGAAUAUAACUUCCCUAUUUUUUGUGCAAACACUAAAUUAUAUUUCUAUAUGUCCUAACAUUUAUAAAGGUGUUAAUUUGCUGUCCAGUUGUAUAAUUCUCAAAAAUAGUGCCAGGUUGUCGAUAGCUUUUCUCAGAAUUCUUGGACUACAAGUACUGUAUGCAUCUUAAAAAAGAAAAGGAUUGUUAUAAAAUAAAAGGAUUUA